This is a messenger RNA of Selaginella moellendorffii, 1274 nucleotides long. RefSeq names its product G patch domain-containing protein 8. The transcript is spliced from 4 exons. Bases 36 to 1118 code for a protein of 360 amino acids. The record is from RefSeq and is a predicted model, not a curated record. Lineage: Eukaryota; Viridiplantae; Streptophyta; Lycopodiopsida; Selaginellales; Selaginellaceae.
AUUUUAGGGAUUUUUGCCCUUUGUUUUAGGGUUCUAUGGAAGCAGCAGCUCGAAGCGAAGGGAGCACGAGCUCGGCGUCCUCGGAGCCUCAAUCCAUGCUCGCGCAGGGGGACGAGCCUCUGAUUAGGGCUGCGGAAUCCAGAGUCACAGACAUUCUCCAGCAGUUUGUGAGAGAUGUGGAGGCCCGGAUUGCGUCGUCACUCAAGGAGGCGGCCAGCGACGUGGUGUCGCAUUUGGGAAAGGAGGCGGCGUCGAGAUUAGUCGCUGCCGAGAGGAAGGUGGCGUUUCUGGAGCAGGAGCUCGUCGGCGCCAAGGAGCAAGCCUUGUCGAUGCUGCUCCGGCUCAAGCAUCACACUGAUUCUCAGAUUUUGGAUCUCGAGAAGCUCCUCGUGGCUGAGAGGAGACGAGCCGACGAUGCCGAGGCCAAAGUCGCGGCUUUGCACGAGACGCUGAGGCGUGCCAAGAGAAAAGGUGGGGGAGAAUGUACGAGUGGAAGAGGAGGAGGAGUAAAGCACUCCCACUCUGGAGAGGCGACAGUGAACCAGGAGGAGAUGUCCGACAGCCUCGCGCUCAUAGCCGGUGUGGCCUGCGACGUGAUGCAGCAGCCCAAGAACAACAACGAACAGUCCGACCAAGACAACGAUUGUUCUUCGCUCUCGGAAAAGCUGAGAAACUCGGAGGAGCUGGAGGGUGACGAGCGCGAGAGCCCAAGCCACAACGCCAGCGUCGCCGCCAACGUCAGCACACGGAAGAGGAAGAGGAAGUCGAGAUCUAUUGCGGAGGAGCGGCAGCGGCAGCCCGAGGCCUCGGCGGACGAGCAUAAGAGCGAGGACGAGGAGGACAACGACGACGACGACGCCUCGGUCGAGAACGGGGAUUCGAGCGAGAGGAAGAGGCCGGCCUCUGCGCGGCAGCAGCGAAACUCCAAGCGGAAGAGCAGGCAGAUUUCUACGUCGGAGAAGCUGACCCGGUUGAUGGUCGGGAGCAAACGAGCUCGGGGAAAGGCCGGUCGAGCGGACAAGAAAUCGGCCUCGGUGCCCGAGUCUUCCUCUCGGGAUAGCCGGAGACUAAUGCAAGGUGCUCGCCAGCUCUUCUCCAUGGCCGAGAAGAAAUGGUGAUGGACGAAACAAAGCUCAACUCGCGAGCAGUCAAGAGCAGCUAGAACGAACCCUCUCUAGCGAGGUGGUGGUGGUGUCACUCGUAGAACUUUUGGACGGAGGCCUUUGCUCGCAGCACUUGGGACCUGAAUUGAGAUGUGGCUUUUGGAUUCGAGA